UCUAGAGACCCCGCCCCCAGGCCGGGCCUCCUGGCCCCGCCCCGCGAGGAACUUCCCGCUGGCGGCGGCGGCGGAUGGUGGCCGCGAGGGUCCGGUUCGCGCUCUCCCAUGGCGGAGCGGGAGGAUGUCGCUGGUGUUGGGGUUGCUGUCGCACACGUUGAGCAGGGUGCUGUGGUACUCCGGGCUGCGUAGGGGUUGCCAUGCCCCCCGGAAUCAAGCCAUGGAGCAGGACAAGGCGCUCGAGGUUUACGAUAUAAUCCGUACUAUCCGGGACCCAGAGAAACCUAAUACUUUAGAAGAACUGGAAGUGGUAACGGAAAGCUGUGUUGAAGUGCAAGAGAUAGGUGAAGAUGAGUAUCUUGUUAUCAUCAGGUUUACACCAACAGUACCUCAUUGCUCGUUGGCUACUCUCAUUGGCCUUUGUUUAAGAAUAAAACUUCAGAGAUGUUUGCCUUUUAGACAUAAGCUGGAAAUCUACAUAUCUGAAGGUACACAUUCCACUGAAGAAGACAUCAACAAGCAAAUCAAUGACAAAGAGAGAGUAGCAGCUGCGAUGGAAAAUCCAAACUUGCGUGAAAUUGUGGAGCAGUGUGUUACAGAGCCUGACUAAUAGCUACAAUACCCACAGAGUUAUCAUUUUGAUACAUUUCUUAAAAUAUCUUUUGCUUAAAAAAAAAGAAAAUAAUAAUAAUAAUCAAGGCCUUGAGUUUAAUACUUGAGUUCUUUUUAUCUUCCACAUGUUUUUUAAAAGAAAUUGUUUAUAAGAUAGAUUUAAAUUAUGAUGAAUUAGUCUCUAAAAUAAAGUGAAGCGUAUAGUGUUAAGAGUUUGUAAUUUCUGGUGUCCAGAGAAAUAUUUUAUGAUUAAAAACAAACCAACACAUAUGUAUUGCCUUCUGAUUGUGAUAUAAAUUCAGUUUUGCAAGUUAAAUUUCUACAUUGUUUCAAUCACUGCACUGUAAAAAUAAAACGGAUUCUUGUACUGAAA
Molecule: messenger RNA, 985 nt
Organism: Aquila chrysaetos chrysaetos
Lineage: Eukaryota; Metazoa; Chordata; Aves; Accipitriformes; Accipitridae
Gene: CIAO2A
Product: cytosolic iron-sulfur assembly component 2A
Exons: 5
Coding region: 125-610 (161 amino acids)
Source: RefSeq, a predicted model, not a curated record